Messenger RNA from Cannabis sativa, 991 nucleotides. Its product is annotated as reticulon-like protein B22. Bases 178 to 750 code for a protein of 190 amino acids. Lineage: Eukaryota; Viridiplantae; Streptophyta; Magnoliopsida; Rosales; Cannabaceae. The transcript has 4 exons. The record is from RefSeq and is a predicted model, not a curated record.
AAAAAAAAAAAGUAAUAUUUGACAAAUUAUUUUUUAAUAAUUUAAAAUUAUUAAUUUUCCUUUUGCUAACAAUUAAAAAUUCUUAAUUUUUCAUUGCAAAGAAAAUAAUUUUUGAUGUAUUGACCAAAUUACGCAUGAUUGACCAAAGCAUGAUUGACCAAAGUUCUUUCUACAUACAUGUUUGGAGAGAGAGAGAGAGAGAGAGAGAGAGAGAGAGAGAGAGAGAGAGAGAUGGAUUGCAGAUCAGAAAUAGGGAAACCGGUAAUCUUACUGGUAUGUGGUUCUUUGGUUUAUUACCACUGUGCCUAUAAGGAUAAAAGCCUUCUUACUCUUUUCUCCGAUGUCAUCAUCGUCCUCCUCUGCUCUCUCGCCAUUCUUGGCUUCCUUUUCCGCCAAAUCAACAUCUCGGUACCCGUGGAUCCACUGGAGUGGCAGAUUUCUCAGGACACUGCCAAUACCGUUGUGGCGUGUUUAGCUAAUACCGUUGGUGCAGCAGAGUCUGUGCUGAGGGUUGCGGCUACUGGCCAUGACAAGAGACUUUUUCUUAAGGUCGUCUUAUGUCUUUAUGUUUUGUCAGCUUUUGGACGAGUGGUUUCUGGUGUUACAGUUGCUUAUGCUGGUUUAUGUUUGUUCUGUCUUUACAUGUUGGCUGAGAACUCUCAGUCAGUCAGCAUGCCUCUGUCUCGGUUCCGAAGAAGAAGUAACGGUGCUGGUACAGAGAAUGCUGUAGAAGAAGAAGAGGAAAUGUAAUUUACUUUCACAAUUUUUCCAACUCUGUAGAGUACUAUUUUCUUGACCCUAUAUUUGUUGUUGUAUCCACCAUUUCAACACCAAAAGGAUGAGUAUUACAUAUAUAUAGUUAAAUGAUUUGUAAAUAUUUUGGUAUGCCCCUUUUAGGAUCUAAAACACGAUACAACUGUAUUCAUGGAGAAAUCCAUCAAGCUAAUUGAGUAUUCAGGUUUUAUAUGCGUUUGAUUUCUCAUGGUGAAAA